Lonchura striata (white-rumped munia) is the source of this 1784-nucleotide messenger RNA. It is a transcript of the gene MED21, whose product is annotated as mediator complex subunit 21. Gene Ontology annotation, biological process: regulation of transcription by RNA polymerase II. The record is from RefSeq and is a predicted model, not a curated record. NCBI's taxonomy places the organism in Eukaryota, Metazoa, Chordata, Aves, Passeriformes, Estrildidae. Gene Ontology annotation, molecular function: transcription coregulator activity. Gene Ontology annotation, cellular component: mediator complex.
GCCAGGCGGCGCGCGCGCCCCGCGCCUCAGGGGCGGCGGCGGCGGCGCGGCCAUGGCGGACCGGCUGACCCAGCUGCAGGACGCCGUCAACUCGCUCGCGGACCAGUUCUGCAACGCCAUCGGAGUGCUGCAGCAGUGCGGCCCGCCGGCCUCCUUCAGCAACAUCCAGACGGCCAUCAACAAGGACCAGGGCGUCAACCCCACGGAGGAGUACGCCCAGCUGUUCGCAGCUCUGAUCGCUCGCACCGCCAAGGAUAUCGAUGUUCUCAUAGAUUCCCUGCCCAGUGAAGAAUCCACAGCAGCUUUGCAGGCUGCGAGCCUGUACCGGCUGGAGGAGGAGAACCACGAGGCGGCGGCGCGGCUGGAGGAGGUGGUGUACCGCGGGGAUGUGCUGCUCGAGAAGAUCCAGAGCGCCCUGGCCGACAUCGCCCAGUCGCAGCUGAAGACGCGGAGCGGCACCCACAGCCAGCCCCUGCCCGACUCGUAGCGUGCCCGAGAGCCUCGGGAGCGCCUCUGGAUGCGCCGGGAGCGGAUGGGCUGGCCCGCGCCUCCCGCGGGGCUGCUCCGCGCUCUGCUCCCCGCCCGGAGCGGCGGCUCUGGCACAGCUCGGCUGCGGGGUUUGUGUGAGAAACGCUUCUACGGGGCUCUGUUACGGAUCUGCGUGGGUUGAUGUGUGUUUCCUUGGCUUAGAACGAGCUUUCUGUUCACGAAUAUGACUUCAAUCGAAUUUGUUACAUAUUAGAAGUAUUUGCAUAAAUUAAUCCCACUGUGGUCAUGGUAUGUUUUUCUGUAAGCCUCAGACACACACAAGUUGGGCAGAGUUCCCUGGAGACAGCGCUGUGAAUGCAGUGAUGGUCAUGUUUUAAUUAACAGCACUGGUAAUGUUGAUUGGCUGGUUUACAACCUUUUACAGAGCAUAUGAAAGGAUAGGUAAACUGAUGCUUACAGAGUGAUUGUUCUUGUCAUUGGCAUCACAUUUACAAAGAAAUAAACCUGCAGGUGUCUGAUAUUGACAUAUAUUCUUUGUAAUUCACAAAUGAACCUUUGAGUCCAUCGUUGCUGCUGACACACUUGCUCUUGCUUGUGCUAUUUCUCUGCUUUUACUGAUAUUCUCUUGGCAACUGGUGAGCGCCUCUAAAGCAGGCAGUGAUGAGGAAGCAUUGGAUGACUGGAUAAAAAUCAGCAGUGAGAAAACUGAAAAUAGCUUAUUACAUAAAGUUGCUUUUCAGUGUAAGCAGUGGCUGCCAUAUGAAUACUGUGAUCAAAAGCAGCAAGAUUCCUGUUGUCCCCAAGGUGCUCUACAGAGGCGUAUUUAUCUUCACACAAUCACAGAAUGAAUUUCUUCUCUUUGAUGUAGGACUACAGAAAUACUAGUAUCACUUAUGAUAUUUAAAAUAAAACCCAACACCAAACCAGCAGCUCGUGUAGGCUUCAAAGCAUGAACUUGGGGUUAAACUUGCUCAUUUUCUGUUGUUUUGAGUUACCAGCCUUGUUAUUGCAGGAUGUUGUUUGUUGCCACAUAACAUCAGCUCAUUUCUUGAUCAAAACUGCCUGUUUCUGUAUAUUGGCUACGUUGUCAUUGACUUGAAAGUUACACAUAUUGCUAAUGCAGAGACAAAUCAGAGCAAUUUAAAAAUGCCUUUAGCAUGAAACAAGUGUAGCACAGCACAAUGUUUGGAGGAUUAAGAAAGAGAAAGGUGUUCCUACCUCUAACAAAUACAAAAACUGGAAGUACUUAAUGAGACUGGUAUUUCAUUGCUUAAUAAUAUUUUACAAAAUGUGCA